AUGAGCUUUCACAAAAGGCUGAUACAACAGUUGCUUGUGGUGGUGAUUGUAGCACUAAUUGCAGCAACACCAGCAGAAUCUCAAGCGAAGCCCGGCUGCCCAGAAACCUGUGGCAACCUGACCAUUCCAUACCCAUUCGGCACAAGUGAAAGCUGUUACCUAGAUGAGACUUUCCUCAUAACAUGUAAUGAGUCCAAAGCACAGUUAGGAAACGGCAACAUAGAUGUCCUUAACAUAUCACUGGAUGGUGAGUUGAUAGUCUCGACCUGGAUAGCAUUUGAUUGUUACACAGAAUCGGGUGGACUUGACAGCCACUACGAUCACUGCAUUACUGAUGUGGUGAAUGGUACCUGCUCCGGCAUAGGUUGUUGCCAAACGUCAAUUCCAAGAGGAGUAAUAGACUUUAAUUUGACUGUGAAAAGCUAUUACAAUCAUUCAGGGGUUUGGAACUUCAAUCCUUGCAGCUAUGCUUUUAUUGUUGAGGAUGGAAUUUAUACAUUCGCCUCAGUUGAUCUCUACAAUUUAAGCACCUACAAGAUGUUGCCUGUUGUGCUUGAUUGGGCCGUGGACAGUAAGACAUGUGAAGAAGCCAGAAAGAAUAUGAGCAGCUACUCUUGUGGGAACAAUACUACAUGCUAUGACUCUGAUAAUGCUCCAGGGUAUCGCUGCAAUUGUUCUCAAGGUUAUCAGGGGAUAUCUUCCAGAUGGUUGCCAAGUUGGUAUAUUUUGUCAGCUCGAGUAAGCCUUGUUCUUGUUAAAAUUAAUUGUAUGCAGAUAUUGAUGAGUGCUCGGCUCCUGGACUCAAUCCGUGCACAAAUAUCUGUCACAACACGAUUGGGAACUUCACUUGUUCUUGCCCAAAGUGGUAUCAGUACUAGCCUUUUAUUUUUCUGUGUAAUCGCUGUUUUUGUGUACUGGGCAAAGCAGAAAAGGAAAAACACCAAAGCCAGAGAAGAUUGCUUUAAGCAAAAUGGUGGUGUAAUGUUACAAGAACAACUUUCCAAAGGGGAAAAUUCUGAUCAAGUAGCCAAACUAUUUACCGAAGAAGAGCUCAGGAAGGCAACAAAAAACUUCAAUGAGAGUUGUGUUAUUGGCCAAGGUGGUUUUGGUACUGUGUACAAAGGAACAUUGGCAGAUAACAGAGUGGUUGCCAUCAAGAAGUCCAAAUUAGUAGACCUAGACCAAAUUAAUCAAUUUGUCACUGAGGUGAAAAUUCUUUCCCAAAUUGACCAUCCAAAUGUGGUAAAGCUCUUGGGUUGCUGCUUAGAGACACCAGUUCCUUUACUAGUUUACGAAUUCAUCACCAACAAUGCACUCUUCCACCACCUACAUGACGAAGCUCGUGUGUCCUCAAUCCCAUGGGAAAGUCGUCUGAGGAUUGCCGCGGAAACUGCAGUAGCUCUUGCACAUAUGCACUCUACCACACAAAUUAUUCACAGAGAUAUCAAGUCUGCCAACAUUCUCUUGAAUGAUGAAUACACAGCAAAAGUAUCUGACUUUGGAAUUUCAAAGUUUGUGCCUUCAGGUAAAACACAUUUAACCACACUGGUGCAAGGGACCUUUGGGUACAUAGACCCUGAGUACUUCCAUUCAGGUAACUUAACAGAAAAGAGCGAUGUUUAUAGCUUUGGAGUUGUCCUUGUAGAGCUACUAUCAGGCGAGAUGGUAGUUUCUUUUGAAAGACCCGAAAAGGAUAGGAGUCUAGCUGCAUAUUUCGUUUCUUCAAUGGAGGAGAAUUGUUUAUUUCAAAUUCUCGAGGAUCGAGUAAAAAGAGAGGGAGAUGUUGAACAGCUAAAAGGAGUUGCUGAGGUUGCAAAAAGAUGCUUAGAAUUGAAGGGAGAUCGAAGGCCAACUAUGGAGGAAGUAAAAGAGGAGCUUGAGGCCUUGAGAAAGUUUGAGAAGCACUCGCGUCCUGAUCAAAUCGGAUCAGACAUAGAAGAGAGGGAUCCCUUGCUCUACAAACCAUUGGAUUUCUAUGGCAAGUCUGCAUCAACUGUGUUUGACGACACCAAGAACCAAGCAAAAUUUCAGAUGGACAGUCGUGGGCGAUGA
Molecule: messenger RNA, 2052 nt
Organism: Cornus florida
Lineage: Eukaryota; Viridiplantae; Streptophyta; Magnoliopsida; Cornales; Cornaceae
Product: putative wall-associated receptor kinase-like 16
Exons: 4
Coding region: 1-2052 (683 amino acids)
Biological process (GO): protein phosphorylation; cell surface receptor signaling pathway
Cellular component (GO): plasma membrane
Molecular function (GO): protein serine/threonine kinase activity; ATP binding; polysaccharide binding
Source: RefSeq, a predicted model, not a curated record